Molecule: messenger RNA, 567 nt
Organism: Punctularia strigosozonata HHB-11173 SS5
Lineage: Eukaryota; Fungi; Basidiomycota; Agaricomycetes; Corticiales; Punctulariaceae
Product: copper transporter
Exons: 4
Coding region: 1-567 (188 amino acids)
Biological process (GO): copper ion transmembrane transport
Cellular component (GO): membrane
Molecular function (GO): copper ion transmembrane transporter activity
Source: RefSeq, a predicted model, not a curated record
AUGAACCACGGGGAUCAUAGUGGACACACAAUGCCGCCCAGAUGCUCCAUGAAUAUGCUCUGGAACACUCAGAUAGAGAACACAUGCAUCGUCUUUAGGAGCUGGCACAUCCGGACGACGACCGCCUUCGUUUUCUCGUUCUUUAUCAUUGUCGCGCUGGGCGCCUUCUACGAAUGGCUCCGCAUGUUCCAGACGACGGUCGACAAGCGCAUCGCGCUCUCGAUGACCGCGAAGGGCAAGGGUCGGGGAGGAUUGGUGAGUGGAGAGCUCCCUGAGAACGACGGGGAUGCCGCUGAGGAAGACGGAUUACUGACUGGUCGGCGGGUUUCAAAGGCGGAGUGCGUGACACCCAUCCCUCCUGCGGCUCGUGCUCUCAGAUCUUUCCUGUACGGCGCAACCGUCUUCCUGUCGUUCUUCCUUAUGCUAGUCUUCAUGACGUACAACGCUUAUCUCAUCCUCGCUGUCGUGGUGGGAGCUGCUCUCGGCCACUACGUCUUCAAUCCUGCCAUGGACCCAGAGGCCGUCCUCUCCGGAGGUGCUUCCGGCAAAGGCAUGGCGUGCCAUUGA